AUGGCAGAGACCACAGAUAACCUCUCCUUCAUCCUGAACAAACCCUUCGAUGUAACUUUCGCCCAACAACCAAAGCCCGAAUUGACCUCUCCCCACGAUGUUCUCGUCGCCAUAAACUACACUGGUAUCUGCGGUUCAGAUGUCCAUUACUGGGAACAUGGCCGCAUUGGAUCUUUCAUCCUCAAGGAGCCCAUGGUUCUGGGCCACGAAUCCGCCGGAACCAUCACCGCCAUCGGCAGCGAAGUAACCAACCUCAAAGUCGGCGACCGCGUCGCCCUCGAACCUGGCACCCCCUGCCGCCGCUGCACGCCCUGCCUCAGCGGACACUACAACCUCUGCCCCCUCAUGAAAUUUGCCGCCACACCCCCCUUCGGCGGCACCCUCACAGGCUUCUACCUCUCCGCCUCGGACUUCUGCUACAAGCUGCCUGAACACGUCUCCCUCCAAGAAGGCGCCCUCCUCGAACCCCUCGCAGUAGCAGUCCACAUCGUCAAGCAAGCCGAGAUCAAGCCUGGGCAGUCCGUGGUCGUCAUGGGUGCUGGGCCAGUCGGAUUGCUAUGCUGUGCGGUCGCAAAGGCAUUCGGCGCAAGUAUUGUUGUGAGCGUGGAUAUCCAGCCCGCGAGAUUGGAAUUCGCAAAGAAAUACGCAGCGACUCAUACAUUCACUCCAUCGCGCGUUCCAGCCGAGGAAAACGCCGCCGCGCUCCUGAAAUCCAUUGACCUCCCCUCCGGCACCGACGCCGUGAUCGACGCCUCUGGGGCGGAACCAUCUAUCCAAACGUCUAUCCAUACGGUGCGUCGUGGCGGCGUGUAUGUGCAGGGCGGGAUGGGUAAGCCGGACAUUACGUUCCCGAUUGUAGAGUUGUGCGUCAAGGAGGUGACGUGUAAGGGGAGCUUUAGGUACGGGAGUGGGGAUUAUGCGCUGGCGUUGGAGUUUGUGGCGAAGGGGUUGGUGGAUGUGAAGGCGCUGAUUAGUAGGACGGUGGAAUUUAAGGAUGCGGAGCAGGCGUUUAAGGAUGUUAAGGGGGGCCAAGGGAUUAAGGUGCUGAUUAAGGGACCGAAUGAGAAGUAA
Molecule: messenger RNA, 1071 nt
Organism: Cadophora gregata
Lineage: Eukaryota; Fungi; Ascomycota; Leotiomycetes; Helotiales; Ploettnerulaceae
Exons: 3
Coding region: 1-1071 (356 amino acids)
Biological process (GO): D-sorbitol catabolic process
Molecular function (GO): L-iditol 2-dehydrogenase (NAD+) activity; zinc ion binding
Source: RefSeq, a predicted model, not a curated record